AUGUACUUCACAACCAGCUCCGUCGCCCUCACCCUGGCCCUCGCCUCCUCGGCCCUCGCAGCCCCCUACAGCAGCCAGACAACCUCCGCUCCCGCUCCCACUUCCACUCUGUCCCUCACCCAGCAGCUCUUCCUCGCCGACACCGCCGCAGACCGCUUCAAGCUCCUCCCCGACGACAAGCAAUUCAUCUUCGACUUCAACCAACCCCAACAAAACCCCGGCAAAGGAGGCGAACUCGUCGCCGCCAACCGCAAGACCUUCCCCGCCCUAGUCGGCACCGGCGCGGGCAUGGCCGUAGGCCGCGUCGGCCCCUGCGGCAUGAACACCCUGCACGUCCACCCCCGCUCCUCCGAGCUCCAGAUUGUCGUCAAAGGCCGCCUCAUCACCGAAAUGACGCCCGAGAACGGUGUCGUCCUCGCCGCCGACGGAAAGACCCGCCGCGCCAUCCGCACCGAGCUGGGCCCCUUCCAGAUGACCCCCUUUUACCAGGGCUCUCUGCACACGCAGUUCAACCCGGACUGCGGCGACGCCGUGUUCGUGGCGAGCUUCGCUUCUGAGGAUUUCGGCACCGGACAAGUUGCGGAUAGCACCUUUGCCUUGACGGACGAUGUUAUCGCUGCUACGUUUGGGCAGAGCAUCGCUGGUGCGGAUAUCGAUCGCGUGCGCAAGGCUAUUCCUGCUAGCAUUGCGCUUGGGGUUGACGAGUGCUUGAAGAAGUGCAACAUCCAGAAGCGUGCUUUGUAA
Messenger RNA from Colletotrichum abscissum, 744 nucleotides. Its product is annotated as cupin. Bases 1 to 744 code for a protein of 247 amino acids. The transcript is spliced from 2 exons. Gene Ontology annotation, molecular function: manganese ion binding. NCBI's taxonomy places the organism in Eukaryota, Fungi, Ascomycota, Sordariomycetes, Glomerellales, Glomerellaceae. The record is from RefSeq and is a predicted model, not a curated record. Gene Ontology annotation, cellular component: cell wall.